Molecule: messenger RNA, 405 nt
Organism: Prunus armeniaca (apricot)
Lineage: Eukaryota; Viridiplantae; Streptophyta; Magnoliopsida; Rosales; Rosaceae
Source: the annotation of a GenBank genome assembly
AUGGCCAAGAAGAACACCUGGGGACCUUGUCGCCAGUUGAAGACGGCGAAGGUCACUCGAGUGACCAACAGUCGUAUCAACAUCGGAUACAAUGAGCGGCAUCGGGCUGCACCAAAGACGAACCAACAUAGGUCAUUGGCCGAUGACAUUGGUCACGUCGUUCGGACCCAUUGCCCGAUGAAAUGGAAGUCUUUGAAGAUCAUGCCUGACGAGAGGAUGACGGGGACGAACUACAAUUUAGAGGAACUCGACGACGAGUCGUUGGUGUACGUCAACAGACUUUUUGCUGAGAGGUUCAAGCAAUGGAAGAGCGACUUGCACAACAAUUUUCAAGCAUUUGAUGAUCCACAUGUCGCUCUUCAGAAGGGUUGUCCGAAGGAGCUUGAGGGGCGGAAGGAUAGUUAG